AUGAAGCAGAGUGAAGGCACAGAGGUGAUGCGUGAGAUCGCCCAGGCUGUCCGUGAAGGAGCGAUGGCUUAUCUGAGACAGCAGUAUAAAGUAGUAGGGAUUGUUUUUGUUGUGCUAUGCGUUAUCUUCCUCAUCAUGGCUUUCGGGCUGAACGCCCAAAACAAGGUGGUGCCCUUUGCGUUUUUGACAGGCGGAUUUUUCUCAGGGCUUUGUGGUUUCCUUGGCAUGAAGACAGCAACAAACGCAUCGGCUCGCACAACAUGUGCAGCGAUGGAGGGGCUCAACUCAGGCUUGCGAAUCGCUUUCCGCGCCGGUGCAGUGAUGGGGUUGGUGGUUGUCGGCUUCGCACUAUUGGACAUCGCCGGUUGGUUUCUGAUCCUUUACUACCUUUUUCCGAAGAUUUUUCCGGGCUUCUUGGGCACCAAUCCGCUGCCCCAAAUCACUGUAAUCAUGCUGAGUUUCGGUAUGGGUGCCUCGACGCAGGCACUCUUUGCCCGUGUCGGCGGUGGUAUCUACACCAAAGCCGCUGAUGUCGGUGCCGAUCUCGUAGGAAAAGUGGAAGCCGGUAUUCCUGAAGAUGAUCCGCGUAACCCCGCCGUGAUCGCGGAUAACGUCGGCGAUAAUGUAGGGGAUGUUGCCGGUAUGGGUGCCGACUUGUACGAGUCUUAUGCGGGUUCAAUCCUCGCCACCGCUGCACUCGGUGUCGCAGCAGUUGCGGCGAAGGACCACGGUAACAUCGCGCUUCAAUUGAAGUAUCUCUCAGCACCGAUGAUUAUUGCGGGGAUUGGUGUAAUCCUCUCGAUCCUAGGGAUUUACAUGGUUCGCACGAAAGAGGGUGCCACGAUGCGGCAGUUGAUGGGUUCGCUCAACCUAGGCAUCAACGGAAGUGCAAUCGGUAUCGCUAUCUGCUCGAUUCCUGUGUUGUGGAUUCUUGACCUCCCGAACAGGUGGCAGAUUUGGGGUGCCAUUGUGGCGGGUCUAGCUGCCGGUCUGAUUAUCGGCAAGGUCACAGAAAUCUUUACCUCCCACGAUUAUGAACCCACACGCGGCAUCGCCAGGCAAGCUGAGACAGGACCCGCGACGGUUAUCAUUGAAGGCAUUGCUGUGGUCAUGGAAUCCACCGCUAUCCCUGUGCUAACAAUUAUCGUUGCCGUUGCUGUCAGUUUCUAUCUGCCGGGUGGAGCCACAGAUACGUUGAUGGGGCUCUACGGGGUCGGUAUCGCUGCGGUGGGUAUGCUCGCAACGCUUGGUAUCACGCUAGCAACCGACGCGUAUGGACCAAUCGCAGACAACGCAGGUGCUAAUGCCCAAAUGUCUGAACUCGAUCCGAAUGUCCGUCAGCGCACAGACCAAUUGGACGCACUUGGAAAUACGACCGCAGCAACCGGGAAAGGCUUCGCCAUCGGAUCUGCUGCAUUGACCGCUCUCGCCCUCCUCGCUGCCUAUCUUGAGGAGGUUCGAUAUGGGCUUAUCCACAUGGCGGACAAGACUCAACUGGACAUACCCGGCGAAGGUAUGGUCGAUACCGUCAAGGUCAGCAUUACCCAGUUCAUGUCUUACUACAAUGUAACCCUAAUGAACCCGAAAGUGUUGAUCGGCCUAUUUAUUGGCUCGGCUAUGGCAUUUUACUUCUGCGCUUUAACGAUGAAAGCGGUGGGGCGUGCCGCCGGUGCGAUGGUGCAAGAGGUGCGUCGUCAAUUUCGCGAGCGGCCCGGCAUCAUGAAGCGUGAAGAAAAACCGGACUACGCUAGAUGCGUCGCAAUCUCGACCGCGGGAGCGCAAAGAGAGAUGAUUCUUCCAUCGCUGAUUGCUAUCAUCGUCCCGGUGAUCGUUGGCUUGGUCUUCAACGUUGCAGGCGUUCUCGGUUUGCUCGCCGGUGGUUUGGCGACCGGCUUCGUGCUUGCAGUGAUGAUGGCAAACGCCGGCGGUGCGUGGGACAACGCAAAGAAAUACAUUGAGGGUGGAGAAUACGGUGGUAAAGGUUCUGACAACCACAACGCAACCAUCGUCGGUGAUACCGUCGGCGAUCCGUUCAAGGACACAUCAGGUCCAUCGCUCAAUAUCCUCAUCAAACUCAUGUCAAUGGUAUCGGUGGUAUUCGCGGGAUUAAUUGCGAAAUACGGUGACGUGAUCGGUAACUUGUUAGGAAUGGGAUAA
Molecule: messenger RNA, 2157 nt
Organism: Geodia barretti
Lineage: Eukaryota; Metazoa; Porifera; Demospongiae; Tetractinellida; Geodiidae
Source: the annotation of a GenBank genome assembly